Molecule: messenger RNA, 681 nt
Organism: Dovyalis caffra
Lineage: Eukaryota; Viridiplantae; Streptophyta; Magnoliopsida; Malpighiales; Salicaceae
Source: the annotation of a GenBank genome assembly
AUGAUUGAGGCGAUGCUCUGCCAAAAAACAGAGAGAAAGGAAGGAAAUGGGGCUGCUUAUGGCACGGCUUCUGUUUUAACGGCGCUGUUAAGGAACAAUGGCCGGAAGAUUUUUGUUUUCAAAACGGCUCAUGAUUCUCAUUGUGGUCCUUUCAUUAUUGUACCCGAGAAAAUAAUUCUCUCUAUUGAGGUGGCUAGCCUGAUUGGCAAAAGAAGGAAAAAGCAAACACCAGAGGAAAUUCUUGGGGAGCAGAAUGAGCCAGAGCUUAUUUUUCAUAGAACAGAGGUUCUUGGGAUAGAAGCCAGCAGAAGUAAAUCUUUCCAUCCCUCAGAUGCCGAUCUUGAGGCUGAGGGAUCUGUUUGGCCUGAGAAGGUUGUGGCUUUUAAGAUUUUUGUCAAGGAGAAGGAUGAGUCUAACAAGCUUGAAAAGAAGAAUGCUUAUUUGAUUAUUGAAGCUCCAGCAACUGAAGCUCCUCUUCCAACUAUUUCUGGUGAAGAUGAUGUGUCCACUAGCGACUCAAUUGAUGAACUAGCAAUUAUUUUUCAAAAAAUGAAAGAAUCCAUUAUUGUUAAGGACCGAUUUUACAAGAUGCGGAGGUUCACCAACUGCAUUUUAGGUUCAGAAGCUGUGGUUUUCUUGUCAGGGGAUCAAUACUUGGAGAGGGAAGAGACGAAAGAAUAA